Molecule: messenger RNA, 468 nt
Organism: Fusarium keratoplasticum
Lineage: Eukaryota; Fungi; Ascomycota; Sordariomycetes; Hypocreales; Nectriaceae
Product: putative gamma-glutamylcyclotransferase
Exons: 1
Coding region: 1-468 (155 amino acids)
Source: RefSeq, a predicted model, not a curated record
AUGAACAAUCAGCCAACAUCAAGACCGCUCUUCGUUUACGGAACCUUGAGAGCCCUUCCUCUCUUGGCCUGGGCCCUGACUGGCGAUGCAUCCAAUACCAGUACCGUGGCCCGUCUUGCUCGCCCCGCCAAGGUCUACGGCUACGCACGAUACGCAGUCAAGAAUCGCGACUACCCAGCUGUUGUCAAGCGCACCGAUGAAAGCUCAACGGUGGACGGAUAUCUGCUGAUACUGGAAACGACAUCCCAACGCAAGAAGCUGGACGACUUUGAGGGUGAGACCUACAAGGUCACGGCCGUGACUGUGGAGCUGGAGGAUGGGAGAACAGUCGACGGGGAUAUGUAUGUCUGGGAUGGGAAUAUGGCCGAUGUCUCGACGGAGCCUUGGGAUCUGGAGGCUUUUGUCAAAGAAAGGCUGGAGGACUGGAUCGAUCUUUUCGAUGGGAUGGAACUGGUCGGGGAAGAUUGA